This is a messenger RNA of Musa acuminata subsp. malaccensis (wild Malaysian banana), 1753 nucleotides long. Its product is annotated as nicotinamide adenine dinucleotide transporter 1, chloroplastic. Gene Ontology annotation, biological process: NAD transmembrane transport. NCBI's taxonomy places the organism in Eukaryota, Viridiplantae, Streptophyta, Magnoliopsida, Zingiberales, Musaceae. Gene Ontology annotation, molecular function: NAD transmembrane transporter activity. The record is from RefSeq and is a predicted model, not a curated record.
CGUUCGGAAACAGCGGUCCGGAGGUGGCAGAUGCGAGAAGAGCAGGUGGAGAAAGGCUUCCGUCAAUGGCGUCGCCCGUUGCGCCUGUGAGCCAGUCGAAACCCUAGUUCGUUUUCGAGGCUCCUCUGUCGCAAGGAUCUCUGUCGAAUCGAUUGCAGCCUCCCAGGAGCUUCCGUCGCGCCCAUGCGACUCUGGAUAUCCGCCACGCCCCUCUCGAGAGAGGAAACCCUAGUUCUUGAUCUGAACCCCCGCCUCUCUCGACCUGUCGUCCGCUUGAAUUCCCGCGAUGACGGCCGAGUCCCAUAGCCCGACCACCAGAGGCCUCCUCUGUCACGCCGCUGCCGGUGCUUCCGCUGGUGCAAUUGCGGCUACUUUCGUUUGCCCACUGGAUGUGAUCAAGACCAGAUUCCAGGUCCAUGGAUUGCCCAAAAUUUGUAGCAAUGGUGUGAAAGCAGGUAGUGUCAUAAUUGGAAGCCUUGAACAAAUAUUAAAAAAGGAAGGUGUGCGUGGCAUGUAUCGUGGUUUGUCACCAACUGUUUUGGCAUUACUCCCUAACUGGGCAGUUUACUUCACAGUCUAUGAACAAUUGAAAAGUUUUCUUUCUUCAAAUGAUGGAAACCACCAACUAUCUAUAGGUGCCAAUAUGUUUGCUGCAUCUGGUGCUGGAGCUGCUACUACAAUUGCGACUAAUCCACUCUGGGUUGUCAAGACUAGAUUCCAAGCUCAAGAAUUGAGAGUUGGCACGGUUCCUUAUCAGGGUACACUUAAUUCUUUGAGGAGAAUAGCCCAUGAAGAAGGUAUUCGGGGGCUAUACAGUGGUCUAGUGCCUGCUUUGGCAGGGAUAAGCCAUGUUGCCAUCCAAUUCCCAACAUAUGAGAAGAUAAAAAGUUACCUGGCUGAACAAGAUAAUACUACAGUAGAUUCGCUUACUGCACGUGAUGUAGCUGUUGCUUCAUCUAUUUCAAAGAUUGUUGCAUCGACAUUAACCUACCCUCAUGAGGUGGUCCGCUCAAAGCUUCAAGAACAAGGGUUUCAUGCUGAGAUGCGGUAUAAAGGUGUCAUUGACUGCAUUAAGAAAGUAUUUCGAAAAGAGGGUAUUCCUGGUUUUUACCAUGGUUGUGCAACAAACCUCCUUCGAACUACUCCAGCAGCUGUAAUUACAUUUACCAGCUUUGAGAUGAUUCACAGAUUCCUCAUCAAUCUAUUCCCACCUGAAUCACAUCCACAUACGUUGUAAGGAUUAUACUCUGGCUACAGAAAGUUGAUGAUGGACUAGCCAACAAAUAUGAUCUGUUUCAUGCUGCAGUUCAUUUGCCUGAAGGCCCAGGCCUUGUGACAGUGACUGUGCUCGUGAGCUAUGAGAAGCUUAAAUUGUGAUUUCACUGUUGGUAAACAAAGUAGGCACCUUUGAACUUGUAGAAGAACAUGGUGCCGGUGAAAUAAUUCUGGCAGUCACCCGGGGAAUGAGCGUGCCAUGUCUUUUUUUUUUUGGUCUCAAAUUGGUUAUCGUGCGAAUUGGGAACAUAUAGCACGAUAAUGGCCACAAAGAUGAGGUGAGUUUAUCAGUUCUGCUUGUUGUUCAUUUGUUGUUUUAAGUGGGUGUCAAGGCAAGAUUUUGCAUUCCACAAAUGUUGCUAGGGAAGAAUUUUUUGUGGGGGGUAAUUACUAUCCCGAUCAAUCACUAUUGUAAAACUGAUUAUAAUUCUUUAAUCAUCAUGUGUUUUAGAAAUAUACCUUUGGGGAAAAGAUGCUA